CUGAAAAAAUCACGUUUGUAAGAUGUGUGGUUUAGCUGAAAUUAAUUAAAAUGUCAAAUGCUCGGUGAAAGUAAUCUGAGCUCGGCAGUUUCCGCUGUUAUCGGCUGCAUGACGAAAAGAAUGUGAACAGAUGCAGAGACAGCUUCAAUGUUGUUACACUACAUGGCAUGUAAAUAAACAUGUCCUGUGAUACUCACAGUGAAACAAAAAGGGGUAGAAGAUGUGUAGCGGGUGGGUGUUCAAGUACACAUUUAGAUGGAGUGUCCCUGCACUAUUUUCCAUUUAAAAAGGAACCACAUCUUGUACCAAAGUGGACUGCCUUUGUUAGACUUAAGAGAAAAUGGCCUGAGGGCCCUACUAAAUAUUCCAGCCUUUGUGAAUUACAUUUCGAUGACUCUUGUUAUCCAUUUGAUUAUCGAUUCAAAAAAUCACAAGGAAUUCCAGUGAAGAACAAAGUUCUAAAUCCUGGGUCAGUACCAACAAAACAUCACCCUAGUGUUUUAGGAAAACGUGAUUUGAGCUCUGUUGAGGAGGGUGAGGAGAAAUCCAAUGAGAGAGAGAAAAAAGAAAGGAAACGGAUAAGAGGGGCAUUUGUAAAACGAGAAAAUUUUAGAAUCAUUACAGAGAAAACAGAAGUUCAGAAUAAAUCUAUGCAAGAAGCUGAAGCUAGAAAAUCAGAAGAAGAUUCAAAUUGCACAAUGACUGACAAUGAAAUCAAUAAAGGUUCAGAAGGAUUUUCAAAAUCAAAAGAAGCCUUCAGUCAGACAAAAAGGUCAUGGAAUAAAAGAAGUAAAUCUAGCCAAACCAAAUCUAAAACAUCUACCAAAGGGACUCAAAUAAAUAUGUAUCCUGCCCGAAGAAGUGUGGGUAUACAAUGCAAUAUAAACGAUAAUGAACAAUCUAUGAGUGAUCAAUUCCUAAGAUACGAGGAUGACAUGCCAACAGAAUCCUCCGACCUGGAAAUUUCUUCUGAUUCUGAAUAUCAAGAACAUCCUGAAAGUGAUGAUUCCAUGGAGUAUUCCUCCGAGGAAAAUGAAAAACCAAAUGCAAGAGAAGAGAAGAAAUUCAUUGUGUUUCAAUCCCAACUGAUGAAGUUAUUUCAUACCUGUUCCAAAUGCAAGUCUCCAGUUGUGGGGAAGAUAAAACAAAUAAAAGGAUCAUUCAUUUCAGUUGAAGUGGAAUGUAUUCUUUGUAAUUUAAAAUCAACAUGGAAUAGUCAACCCUAUAUAUAUUGGAGAGGUACCUGCAGGAAAUCUUCUGAUAUCAACAUCAAUUGUACUAUCAGGGUCCAUUCCAAGUAA
This is a messenger RNA of Saccostrea cuccullata (small rock oyster), 1301 nucleotides long. RefSeq lists its product as uncharacterized. The record is from RefSeq and is a predicted model, not a curated record. The coding region runs from base 180 to 1301 and encodes 373 amino acids. The transcript has 5 exons. Lineage: Eukaryota; Metazoa; Mollusca; Bivalvia; Ostreida; Ostreidae.